AUGGCAAGGCGUGAGGCUGUCCCGGAUGCGGUGUCCCCGACAAUGUGCGUUCUCCGUCUGGGCACGGGCAACGCUUUAGCUUACGUCACAGGCGCUCAGAAAAACUUCUUCGGCGACCUCGACCAUCUCGUCCAGGAGCUGGCGGACGAGAAAAAACCGGUCCCUGAAAUCCCGACGAGCACGAUCACGGUGAUUCCAGAGGACUACAUGUGGCUCCGCGACAAAACCAAGGACAGCACGGUACUUCGCAAGCUUGUUCACAACCCCUUCGGCUACGUAGUGGCCUUGCUGAUGCGGACCCUGCCAGCCACCAUGCGUGGGGAGCAUGUCUUUCACGUCAAGGUCACCAAUCUUGCGGACAAGGCCUACUACAUGGACUCUCGUCGCGGCGAUUGGGCGUUGAAGCAUGAGAAGGACGCCGUCAUCUACGAAGGAGAUGUUGGCAUCGUCAGUGUGGGUACCGUUCCUUUUUAUGGAGGUGGCUUCCGACUCUUUCCCUUUGCGGGCAUGCGCCCGGGCUAUGCGCACCUGCGCCUUUCCCACAUCCACCCAGCAGUGGCGACCUUCAACAUCCGCCACCUGUGGCAGGGCACCUACCGUGACCACGAGCACGUGCACGACUUCUUGGUGAAGGAUGUGAUGCUGGAGGUGGACCGGCCGACGCCACUGCACCACAGCGGGGACUUUAUGGGCACAGCGAGCAAGGUUCGACUGAAGGCAUCCAACUUCAGCAAUUGGGACGGUUGGGUCAAUGUUUUGGCGUUUCGGGUUUCUGGCUUUGAGGCCGUGUGUCCGGGUUUCUCCAAGGUGAACGGAGAUGGUGAGACACGGCUGGUGGACUUCUUCGGAGCUUUAGACCGACGACUGGAUGGUACUACCACCACAUCCUCCUAUGUCGCCACCUCCUCCUUGGGCGGCCAAGCGUAUGCCGGGGCCGGGGAAGCCUGCAGUGCCGUCUGCUCCUCCUGGAACUACUGCUGCAAUGACUGGCAGCUCGGGAGCAAUCAGUACAUCUCCUGUGCGCAGGCGUGCAUGAUGCGCUACCGAGGGGAGUCGGAAGACUCUAUCCGAUCGCAAUGCCUUGAGCGGCAAUGCGCCGCCGAUGUGGGUGGCUUCGCCUAUGCUCUGUGUGCGAAGUGUGAAGACCUGCAUGAUGGUUGCCAGCUUGGGGUGCAGGACGAGUGGGCCUGCUACGCUGGUGCUUCUGUCGAAGUGUGCCAGCCUUCCAUUUACGAGGACGGCAAGGUCGUUACACUUUACCACCCCAGCUCCAAAAGAUAUUUGGGCGUUGGCAGCUACGCUGGAUCUGGCCGGAGGAUUACCGCGCUGCAUGGGGGCUUAGGCGACGAAAUUGGGUCGCUCUGGCAGCUUCGGUUUACAGAUGGUGGCGUGCAGUUCCUCUCUGUGGGACAAAGUGGCCCGGCGAGCGACUUCCUGCCGGACGACCGACCGCUGGGAAACGACUGGUUUCUUGCCGGCUGUGGAAUGGAGAGUGUGAUCAACGUCGAUGCGCCGAGGACUUUCUCGCUUCGUCAGAGCAUCAGCUCCAGCGUCCUCUUCUCUGUCUCAACCCACGACCUUACCUGCAGCCCCGCCGGGCGAUUUGGCGCCGAAUGGGAACUUUUGGUGGAAGAGUUUCCAAGGAAGGCGCAUGUCUGUGGCGGUUACACUGCUGCCACCUCUGCAGCCAAAGCAGCCCACUCUGCUUUGUUGGCCGGUGCCUUGAGCGCGCCCAAACCCCUUCGGCUCCCUUCGGGCCAGGGCCAGGGAUCCGAGUAUCCGGUGCGCCUCGGCACGAAGGCGGUGACGAAGCUUCUGGAGCUCGAGGCAAAACAGCUAUGGAUACCACUGUUACGAUUACGGCCGCUAGGCAUGCCGACAGAUGGCGAGAAAGACAAAGUUCCAAGCUCACCACAAAGUGUAUGCCGACGCGCUGUGCUGCGAGUGACCGGCAUGACUUGCUCCAAUUGCUCAUCCGCUGUGGAGAGGGCCCUGAGUCAGCUAGACUUCGUGGAGCGCUGUCAGGUCGACUUGAUCAACUCGCGGGCUUCCAUCGAUUACAGUGGCAGAUCUGGCGCUGGGCCGGGCCUUCAGGAUCUCUGCGACGAGGUGGAGAACAUCGGCUUCGAGGCGUCAGUGUUGGAAGACUUCCAGGUUCUCGACUGUGAGGCAUCGCCCGGAGGGCGGAUGUCGCUGGACCUGCUGGUCUCCGGGAGCGAAGGAAAAGGCUGCAAUGUGGCCUCUGCCACCGAGGUGCUGCUAAGGCUGCCAGGGGUCCUCGAAUGCUUGCCAGGCUCGGAGCAACGUCUCCGGGUUGCCUUUGACCCGACGCAGGUCGGUGCAAGGGACUUGCUUGGACAGCUGCUACUUGUGCCUAGAGACAAGCCCAUCGUGGUGCUUCUCCUGCUCGGUGCUUUGGGUACCUUGUGCCAAUGGAGCACCCUGACUCUGGCGCAGGUGCCCGCCUAUAUGCCACCAGUGGCGACUCUCCGUCCUGGACCGAGGUACGACUUGGCUGGGCGACAGCCUCGGUACUACCAGGAAGAGGCUGUAAACCUUUUUUUCGCAUCUGCGAAGACCAUUCGUCAAGAGAAGGGCAGGCCCAUGCGGCUCCAGCUGGCAGGAGGAACUGGCAAGACUGCGAUUUACACCAUGAUUGCACAGCGCACUUUGCGCAACAAGCCAUUGGCCCGCAUUGUGAUCUUCGUCCCCUGGAAGGCGCUGGCAGAACAAACCCAUCAGAAGCUUACCGAGUGCGGGCUCAAGACCUGCAUAGUGGGUGAUGGUUUUGCCAGGGUAGAUAGAUCAGUUUGCGUUUUCAACAGUGCUUGCCGUUUGCGCGGGCAAGGGUUCGCUGUGAAGUUGAUUGACGAAGCGCAUCACACGGAGGGUGAGGGAUUCUUCACCAACAUCAUGCGCCAUCAGAUCCGCGCGGACCUUGAGGGUGACUUCUCGGCCACCUUCCGGGCAAGCGAGGUGGACUACAGCUACGGCUUCGACAAGGCGGUGAAGGAUGGAUAUCUUUGUGACAUGCAGAGCUUCAUCCUGCCCCUGGUGGCAAGAUGCAAGGGAGAGGAGUAUGCAAAGCUGGUCAAAAUUGUGACAGAGAGGAAGGCAGAAUGGUCUCCCAUGCUCAUCCUCUUCAAUCGCAUCGAGACUGCGAAAGCCUUCUCCGACAUCCUGAAUGCACACGACGUCCCAUCUGCCGUGGUGAGCCACAGGGAUGGGAGAAACCUUCGACAGUACCACCGCCAAGCUUUCGAGGACGGAGAGCUAAAGGUCCUUUGCACGGUCAAAGUUUUCAACGAGGGCACCGACCUUCCCAUGCUCCGCUCCGUCAUCAUGGCCGAACCAAGGCCGACCAGCGAUAUUGGCGUCGUGCAAGCAGCGAUGCGCGCGCUGCGGCCACACGGAAGCAAGCCGGACAACAAGGCGUGCGUCGUACAGGUCGUCAACCCCGGAGUGGACUCGACAGAUCAUUACGUGAAAAAG
Messenger RNA from Symbiodinium necroappetens, 3492 nucleotides. NCBI's taxonomy places the organism in Eukaryota, Dinophyceae, Suessiales, Symbiodiniaceae. The record is from the annotation of a GenBank genome assembly.